Messenger RNA from Nerophis ophidion (straightnose pipefish), 2449 nucleotides. It is a transcript of the gene kcnip4a, whose product is annotated as potassium voltage-gated channel interacting protein 4a. Gene Ontology annotation, cellular component: voltage-gated potassium channel complex. The coding region runs from base 202 to 876 and encodes 224 amino acids. The transcript has 8 exons. Gene Ontology annotation, biological process: regulation of potassium ion transmembrane transport. The record is from RefSeq and is a predicted model, not a curated record. Gene Ontology annotation, molecular function: calcium ion binding; potassium channel regulator activity. NCBI's taxonomy places the organism in Eukaryota, Metazoa, Chordata, Actinopteri, Syngnathiformes, Syngnathidae.
UACCAGCCUAAGUGUGCAUGCGUGAGGUUGAGUCCGGGGUGGGGAGAGAGAGGCUAGGACGCGAGGUAGCAAGGGGAAGAAAGAAAAGUUUCCCGGCUCAAAAGGAUACAAAGCUUUACGCUGGAGCCACUCACUCACGAUCCGCUGACGGCGCCGCAGCAGGAGCAAACGGGACUUUGUCGACUCUCUGCGCAGGUCAAGAUGAGCUGCAGGAAAAGGUGCAAGCGGGAGAUUUUCAAGUUCGCCCAGUACAUGUUCCGUCUUGUCACCGGCUCACUGAACACUGAUAGUGUUGAAGAUGAGCUCGAACUCUCCGCUGUUCGCCAUCGCCCCGAGGGAUUGGGACAACUGGAGGCGCAGACGCGAUUCUCCCGCAAGGAGCUGCAAAUCCUCUAUCGCGGCUUUAAGAAUGAGUGCCCGAGUGGAGUGGUCAAUGAAGACACCUUCAAGGACAUUUACUCCCAGUUCUUCCCACAAGGAGAUGCCUCAACGUACGCUCAUUUCCUGUUCAACGCCUUUGACACCGAUCACAACGGCUCUGUGAGUUUUGAGGAUUUUGUCAUGGGUCUUUCCAUCCUUCUGCGAGGCACCAUUCAGGAAAAACUGAACUGGGCGUUCAACCUUUACGACAUCAACAAAGACGGUUAUAUCACUAAGGAGGAGAUGCUGGACAUCAUGAAGGCCAUCUACGACAUGAUGGGCAAAUGUACGUACCCCGCACUCAGAGAGGAGACGCCACGUCAACACGUGGAAAUAUUCUUUCAGAAGAUGGACAAGAACAAAGACGGCGUGGUCACUAUUGACGAGUUUAUCGACUGCUGCCAAAAUGAUGAAAACAUCAUGCGAUCAAUGCACCUCUUUGAAAAUGUCCUUUAAAAACUAUUUUUUUCGUGGAAUUGACAAACUUCUGGGACUGGUGCAUAGCGUGCUAUGCAGACAUAGUCAUCCAUUAAAUAGAAUAACCUGUUGUUCCUUACUGUGGAGGACACUCUGGAAGCAUCAAAUGGUCGUUCUUACUGCCAGGUGAUAUCACUGUGACUUUUAGACAAAAAACAAAAACCAUCAUUCCAUACUAUGUAGAAUAUGCCAGAGUGUCCCACUUCUUUUUAAAGGAUAACAUGUGAAUAUUGAGUAUAGAUACUGUAAGUGAAUGAUGGAAGGAAUCAUGUUGACCUGCCAACUAAAAGACAGCAAAGGACUUCCACACGGGCACACAAGGUAGCUUACAUUUAUUGUAUGCCGAAUAUGAGAUAAUUCUGCUUUUUAGGUGUUUUCUUUAUCCUCUGUUGGUCUUCCGGAAAGUAUUCACAGCGCUUUACUUUUUCCCCAUUUUGCUAUGUAACAGCCUUAUUCCAAAAUGUAAUACAUUUAAUUUUGUCCUCAAAUUUCGACACGCAAUACCCCAUAAUGACAAUGUGGGGAUAGGUUGAUUGGCAACACUAAAUCGGCCCUAGUGUGUGAAUGUUGUCUGUCUAUGUGUGUUGGCCCUGCGAUGAGGUGGCGACUUGUCCAGGGUGUACACUGCCUUCCACCCGAUUGUAGCUGAGAUAGGCGUCAGCGCCCCCCGCGACCCCAAAAGGGAAUAAGCGGUAGAAAAUCGAUGGAUGGAUGUAUAGUUUUUAUCAGUUAUUUCUUCAGUUUAAAAGCAUAAUGUACACAGAAGUUCUAAGUCUCUGCAUAAAGCCAAAUAUUGUUCAAAUAAAUUAUUGCAUAUUGUUUAAAACAAAAUGCAAUAAUUUAAUCUAAAAGUAACAUUUUGGCUUUCUAUUUAUUCUUGCAGUUUUAUUCAUAUAUAUGUAUAACAUGUAAAAGUCUCGAAUGAAAUCGUAAUUUUAGAGAAAAAAAAAGGGAAUUAGUUUUUUUCUCAAAUCAUGUAACACUAAUAUAGACGUGUGUGGCUAUCCAAAACGUGUCCAAUCAACUGAUUGUACUACAGGUGGAAUUAAUUAAGCUGCAGUUGAAAGAGGACGCACCUGAGCUCACAUUUGAGCUUCACGGCUAAGGCUGCAAAUACUUAUCUACAUGUGAUUGUUCUUUUUCAUUUUGAAUAAUUUGCAAAAAUGUUUAAAAAAAAAAAAGAAAAGCAGUUUCACAUUGUCAUCAGGGCUAUAACAUAAGACUGUGGGAAAAAGUAAAGCACUGUGAAUACUUUCCGGUUGUUAUUUAUAAAGCGUUAUGCUCAUUGUACAAAAAAAUAUUCAUCUUUGCAGUAUUAAAGGUAAAUUGGUACGUUUGUGUGAUUUUCAAAAGCUGGUUAAUAUUAUGUAAGAACUUUUAUUUAAUUUUUCUGAAAAUAAUUCUGACAAACACUUGUAAGUUUUGUUCAUCAUUUAUAUUAUUGUAUGUUGUAAUCAUCACUUUUAAACUUAACACUGAAUGUAAUGACGCAUAGUUGUACAUGUCUGUAAAUAUCAACAUACAAUUCAAAUAAACAAGUAACGUGAAGUUC